Messenger RNA from Bactrocera latifrons, 4176 nucleotides. RefSeq lists its product as uncharacterized. The coding region runs from base 1 to 4176 and encodes 1391 amino acids. NCBI's taxonomy places the organism in Eukaryota, Metazoa, Arthropoda, Insecta, Diptera, Tephritidae. Gene Ontology annotation, cellular component: membrane. Gene Ontology annotation, biological process: sodium ion transmembrane transport. The record is from RefSeq and is a predicted model, not a curated record. The transcript has 12 exons.
AUGGACACAUUGCAGCAAAAUGAAGAUCGCUUCACAACCGUUGAACUGCCUGCCAGCGCUAAAGUGCCGAACGAUAACAGCAACGUCACAACCGCUGCUGCCACAAGCWUCAGAACCGUUGGCAGUAGCGGCACCAGCAGCACACAACACGGCAAAGCCAUCAGCAUUCGAAUUGGUGGUGAUGGUGGCGGUGAUGGACCAGGCGGCCCAACUGCCUGCGAACCUAUCGAUGUGAUCACCUAUCCACCGAACACACCAACCACACCAGCUACGAAAGUCGCCAUCGGCGGUGGUGAUUCGGGCGCAGCGCUAAUUGCACUCGACACCGGCGAUCCUAAUGAACCGGAACGUGGCAAUUGGACGGGCCGUUUCGAUUUUCUACUCUCACUGCUCGGGUACUCGGUGGGGCUGGGCAAUGUGUGGCGCUUCCCGUAUCUCUGCUACAAUAAUGGUGGCGGCGCCUUCCUCAUACCCUUCACAAUAAUGUUAAUUAUCGCCGGUCUGCCGCUCAUGUUCAUGGAGCUCUCAUUCGGCCAGUAUGCCGCAUUGGGGCCUGUGGCCAUUUAUCGUCGCUUCUGUCCGCUGUUUCGUGGUCUCGGCGCUGGCAUGGUUAUCGUUUCGGCCAUUGUAAUGCUCUACUAUAAUUUGAUUAUUGCCUGGACAAUAUUCUAUAUGUGCGCCUCAUUUCGGCGUGAGUUGCCAUGGCAGAACUGCGAGGCCGCAUGGAGUACUGAAAACUGUUUCUCUUACGAAAUGGCCGAUCAAUGCGAUGCCGUGAAUGGCACUUUCUACUUGAGAACAUGCUAUAACAUUAGCUAUGCCGAGGAGCAUAAUAUCACCGAAUUAGCGCUACAUGCACUAAAGCGACCACCAGCUGAGGAGUAUUUUACUAACCAUGUGUUGGGCUUAUCUUCUGGCAUUGAAGAAACCGGCGGCAUAAAAUUGGAGUUAGCUGCCUGUCUAUUUGUCGCUUGGGCUAUUGUAUUUCUGUGUCUCUGCAAAGGCGUACAAUCUUCCGGCAAAGUAGUAUACUUUACCGCGCUCUUUCCUUAUGUUGUGUUAGUUAUACUGUUCUUCAGAGGUGUGACAUUACCGGGCGCUAUGACAGGCAUAUUGUUUUAUUUAACACCUGAUUUUAAACAACUAGCCAAUGCACAGGUCUGGGGCGAUGCCGCGGUACAGAUAUUCUUUGCGCUCAGUCCUGCUUGGGGUGGUCUCAUAACACUGUCUUCGUACAACAAGUUCUCGAACAAUUGUUAUAAAGACUCUUUAAUCGUCGCCAUUUGCAAUAUAGCGACCUCAUUUUUUGCCGGUUUAGUUAUCUUCUCGAUCAUCGGUUUUCUAGCACACGAGCUAGAAGUGGAAGUAAAAAAGGUAGUUGAUCAGGGUGCUGGUCUGGCAUUUAUAGUCUAUCCAGAAGUUGUGACACGCCUCCCGGUUUCACCCGUUUGGUCGGUACUAUUUUUUGUUAUGUUACUUACAUUGGGACUGGACUCACAGUUCGCACUCAUGGAGACCGUUACAACUGCCAUAUUGGAUAAAUUUCCCAAUUUACGACAAUACAAAACAUGGGUUGUGCUUUUUGUUGGUAUUUUUGGUUACCUCGGUGGUCUCGGUUUUACUACGAAUAGUGGCAUGUAUUGGUUACAACUAAUGGAUAAGUAUGCUGCGAAUUGGUCGGUAUUGCUUAUCGCCAUUUCCGAGUGUGUUUUAAUCGCUUGGAUAUAUGGGUCACAACGUUUCUUGAACGACAUACAGGGUAUGAUUGGUAAAAGAUCGAAAUUCUGGAACUCAUUUUGGUCGGCAAUGUGGCGUUACAUAACGCCCGCAACACUAUUGUUUAUUCUGUUCUUCAACUGGGUCGAAUACAAACCGGCCUCCUAUGGUCAUUAUGUUUAUCCACUGUGGGCUGAUGCAGUCGGUUGGUUUAUCGGGCUGUUGCCGGUACUAUUUAUAUUCUUAAUCGCCUUCCAACAAAUUUGUAAAGCACCCAAGCAAUURACAUUCAAAGAGCGGCUAAAACUUCUACUACGUCCUACCGCCGAGUGGGGGCCAGCCGGUAGGCCAUGUGUCAAUUUACACGCCGAGCGCUACGACAGUCAAAAUUACGAUGUCGUGGCCAAUACGCAAGUACUCAUAAAUGGCAUGCCAACUGAUGUGUCACCCUAUGAGGACAACAGCAAUGGUUAUCCAGCGGUAGCAACAAAAACAUCCACUGCUGUUGUGCGCAUGAGUGAUCACGUCGAUGAGGGUAUUGGUCUGCGAAUGAGUGGUAAUGGCGCUGGCAACGGGGCUAAUGGUGGAGGUGGCGGUACAACUACAUCGAUUAGGAAUGGCAGUCAUCCCGAAUAUGGUGCGGCUGUGGCUAUCAAAACAUCCAACUCGGCGGCAACCGCGAAGCUACCCGGCCCGAGUAUAUUGAAGGGCUCAAAGAGUAACCAAGUGGCCAGCAAUGGUCGCAACAAAGGGCAAUCUCAGCCUGAGGCGAGCCCUAGCCGUCAGCCGCUAAUAGAGGCCGAGUUGCGUGCCAACGAUAGCGUCGGCUCGUUCCUGAAUGAGGCGGCUGCAUUGGCGCAGCGUAAAACGCAAGCAAACGGUCAUCCCGCCGAGGUAGGUGAUAAAAUUACGAAAGUAACUGCCAGUAUUAUAUUGCCCACGAAGGCGGCAAUAACAACAACCGCUGCCACUGUCGCCACAAGCACUGCAACAACAAAGGUGCUUGUCGCUGGCACAAUGAGCAGCGGUCGCGAACGUAUGCUCACCACGUUCGGGGAGCGUGGUAUUGUGCCGGGGGCGGAAACAGUAAGCGGAGCAACRACAACAAAAUCCGUUACAGCCGGCCUGACUUCAAAGCCACUAACUGCUGGCAUUAAGCCGGCCACUGUAAGUAGUGUGUCACAGGUGACUACAACAACAAAUGCAUUGGCAAUAAAUGUGCAGCCCGCAAGCACCGCAGCAACAAAACCGGCAACAUUAGAAUUGAAACAUACAACUAUAACUACAACACCUGCGACAAUUGCUACAACAACAGUCAAAUCGACGUUAGCUGGAAAGUCGACAACAACGACUACCAGCACGGCUGCAACAGCAACAAUUGCUAAGGCCAAAUUGACUGUUACACAAACACCAACAGCAACAACUGUUGCAGUAUCCGUUAAGACGCCGAUUGUUGCAGCAACCACUACAACAACAGCUGAAAGUGCUGCAAAAGCGACUACAGUAGCCGCCGUGAAGCCAGCAGCAGCAGCUGUUGUUAAACCAACCGCAACCACGACACAAAAAACAAUAACAACAACAAAACCUACAAUUACAACUACAAAAGCAAUUACAACACCUACAGCACCAACGGCUGCAAUUAAAAGCAGCGGUGUCGCGUCAGCAGCAGCUGCAACGGUUCCAAAAACCACAACAACAGCAAGCAUAAGCAUAGGCGCUAAGGCGCUCACAGACAGUAAGCCUAUAGCUUCACCAACAAUAGUUGCAACAACAAUAACAACAUCAACUACAAAAUCAAAAACACCUGUUGCGCAAACGAAUAAACCACCAAUCAUAACAACAACAACAACUGCCAAAGUGUCAGCCAUUGCUGCCGCCCCAACCACAACAACAAUAAUUAACAGCACAAAUUUAGCUACAACAACAGCAAAUGUUAUGCCCAAGCAAUUGACAACAGCGUCCACAACUGCAACAACAACAACUACGAAGCCGAAUGCUGUUAGCCACCCGUCGGGGAACGCCAAUGUCGUUAUUGCACUGAUGCCUGCUGCACAGCCAGCAAAAAUUGCUGCCACCAAAGUGAUCAAUACAACAACAAGUCCGAUCACUGCGGCUAUUCAAAAGCCCACGGUGUUGCCAACAGCUGAUGACAAAUUUCCAACAAUGACUGCAGUUGCCGCCACAACCACAACGACAGCAAGCGGUACGAAAGCGUCUAUAACUAAAACGYCGGCGGCAAUAAACAAAACAACAACAUCAACAUCAUCAACAGCGGUGCCGACUAAAAGUGUGAGCGCCAACAUAGCAACAACAACACAAUCUGCAAGUAUCGCUGCUGUUCCAAAMGUCACAAUUGCAGCCAAAUCAGUAAUUGCUUCUGCGGUUGGCAGCAUCGCCUCCACCACAACUACAACAAAAUCUACAAACACCACCACCACAAGUAAUGUCAGCAAAAAAUAA